AUGGAUCUUGAUUGGCCAGCUUUUCUCAUGGAUUACGAGUGGCUGAUCGAGUUCCUGAAAGGUAUGGUGAAGCCUGCGGCGGCGCUCGCCGUUGUGCUUCUUGCGGUGGCUCUCUCCUACUCUCAGAACCUUUCUCUGGAAGGAGAGAUGAUCUACUCUGUUUUCCGAUCGUUUCUUCAGCUCUCCAUUAUCGGAUUCGUUCUUCAGUUCAUCUUCAACCAAGAGAACGCCGCCUGGAUCAUCCUCGCUUAUCUCUUCAUGGUAUCUAUCGCCGGUUACACCGCCGGACAACGUGCGAAGAACGUGCCACGUGGAAAGUACGUGGCCGGAGCAUCUAUCCUGACCGGAACUUCAAUCACAAUGUUCCUGCUCGUCGUCCUCAACGUAUUUCCCUUCACUCCGAGGUAUAUGAUUCCGAUAGCCGGAAUGGUGGUCGGAAACGCCAUGACGGUCGUCGGCGUUACCAUGAAACAGCUUCGAGAUGACAUCAAGAUGCAACUAAACCUGGUGGAGACGGCAUUGGCACUAGGAGCAACACCAAGACAAGCGACGUUGCAGCAGGUGAAGAGAGCUCUGGUGAUAUCUCUGUCUCCGGUUUUGGAUAGCUGCAAAACCGUCGGUUUGAUCUCUUUACCGGGAGCGAUGACCGGUAUGAUUAUGGGCGGUGCGUCUCCUAUUGAAGCUAUUCAGCUUCAGAUCGUAGUCAUGAACAUGAUGGUUGGUGCAGCCACUGUUAGUAGCAUCCUCUGUACGUAUCUUUGUUGGCCUUCUUUCUUCACUAAAGCUUACCAGUUACAAACUCAUGUCUUCUCCGCAAACUGA
This is a messenger RNA of Microthlaspi erraticum, 822 nucleotides long. The record is from the annotation of a GenBank genome assembly. Lineage: Eukaryota; Viridiplantae; Streptophyta; Magnoliopsida; Brassicales; Brassicaceae.